Trypanosoma conorhini is the source of this 1578-nucleotide messenger RNA. RefSeq names its product putative glycerate kinase. Gene Ontology annotation, molecular function: glycerate kinase activity. The coding region runs from base 1 to 1578 and encodes 525 amino acids. The transcript has a single exon. The record is from RefSeq and is a predicted model, not a curated record. NCBI's taxonomy places the organism in Eukaryota, Euglenozoa, Kinetoplastea, Trypanosomatida, Trypanosomatidae.
AUGUCCUCGUCGACGAAGCAGUAUUCGUGGGAGCGCGUGCUGGCGUGCUGUGACUCCUUCAAGGGGACGCUCACCGCGUGCGACGCCGGCCUCGCCAUUGAGCGUGCGUUCCGCGGCUUCGAGAAGGGCGGUUCCGCUCGGGUGGAUGUGGUGCACUGCCCCAUGUCCGACGGCGGCGCCGGCCUGCUGGACAGCCUGCUCUUUCCGGACCACUCGCAGCUGUCGUCGCCGUACACCUUCACCAAGGUGGAGGUGCCGACGGCUGGCGCCACCGGCUCCGCCGAGCUGCCGCAGCCGCCGCUUGUUGUUGGUCCGUUGGGCGAGCCGCUGAACUGCGUCGGCAGCGCCUACCGGCCGUACUUUGCGUGCGACGUGGCGAACAGAGUGGUUGUGGUGGAGAUGGCCAUUGCGGCGGGCCUGCCGAUGGUCCCCGAGGAGGAGCGGAACCCGCUGCGCACGACGAGCUACGGCGUGGGCCAGGUCAUCAAGUACGCCGUGGAGUACGUCGCGACCCAGCAGCGCCGCAUGCACGGCCCCGACGCUGACGGCGGCGUGACGGUGUUUCUCGGCAUCGGCGGCAGCGCCACGAACGACGGCGGGCUUGGCGCGCUGCAGGCCCUUGGUCUGGAGAUGCUCGUGAAGGGCAAGCUUGGCGGCGCCGAGCCACUGAGCACGCCGUUCGUCGGUGGCGACCUGGAGCGCCUCGUGGGCGUGCGCCCCACCCCGGCGUUCCGGCAGAUGUUCUUCUGCGCCGCGGGAAGCUGCAGGAGGACGCCGUACUGCAGGGAGGUGCGCCUGAUCGUUGACGUGGCCAGCCCGCUGGUUGGCCCGGACGGCGCCACGGCGAUCUUCGGGCCGCAGAAGUGUUCCUCUGCGUGGGACAAGGCGCGCCGGGAGUCCGUGCUGGCGCGGCUGGAGCGCGGCAUGCUGAACGCCUCCGCUGCGGUGGCGCGGAGCAACCUCCACGGGAAGGCCGCGAGCGAGGCGGAGAUGAAGCGGCGCCUGGACGGCCUGCGCCACACCCACGGCGGUGGCGGCGCCGGCGGCAUGAGCGGCCUCUUCCGCUACAUUGCGGCCGCGAAGUGGAUGUCCGGCGCCGACGUUGUGGCGGAGCUGCUGGGUCUCCCGGCGAAGCUGCAGCGCUGCGACUGCAUGAUCACCGGCGAGGGCUCCUUUGACGAGCAGACGAUCCGCUUCAACAAGACGCUGGGCAGGCUGCUGCAGAUGGUGGUGCUGGAGAACGUGCGCCGCGGCGGCGCCGGCCAGCAGCUGCUCGGGGACGUCCUGGUGAUCUGCGGCCGAACUUCCUAUCGGGACGAGGAGGAGGUGCAGCGUGUGCUGCUUGACCACAUGCGCAAGCAGAAGGAGCACGACGACGCCGCCGCGCUCGCCGCCGCCGUCCCGCGCGUGCACCUGCUGGCGCUCACGCCAGACCACUUCCCUGUGUCGGAGGCGCUGGGCAAGGCGGGCGUGUGCGUGGAGGAGCGCAUGAGGCGCUUUCUGGCCGGAGAAGAGAGGCCGGCCGGCGAGGGCCGCGCGGUGGUUCCCGUCGCUGAGAAGAAGCACCCUAAACUGUAG